GCCUCUGUACUCGGAUUGUCACAGUGAUUACCGGAGAGCGAGAAAGAACAACCAUGGACAGGAAAGCCUCUCUAGGUGAAGAUUUAACUUCCACCCUGAUGGAAUUUGAUGACGCUUUGCAAGACUUUACAAGAGGACCUUGUGAUUCGGAAGAACACCUCAAGAAACUUAAACAACAUCUAACUUCGAUCAGUAGUCAUAAUUCAGAAGAUGUGAAUUCAUCUCCGAGAAGCACCACAUAUAACACAGAGGAAACUUUAAGUCAUUCAGUUACCGGCAUAACAUCAAGGCACCAACCAAAAGCAAAACUUGGUGACACAAAAGAACUUGAAAACUUCAUUUCUGAUCUGGAUAACUUUCUCACUGAUUUCUAAAAGAAGAAGUUCUCCGUGAUCGUAAUACGUCUGGCGAAAUCUCCUACUUCCUGCUCAGCAGCUGACGUUAUUCCUUAUUUUAUUUAAGUAACGAGGGUUACCAAGGGUAUAUUAGUCAUUAAACUUAGGCAAUAUGUCUUCUUUUUAUGGGUUUAAAGUUGAACUCCAGACAAACAGUAAAAUACACAGAUGAUACCAUUCAAAUGGGAGACUGAUAGACCCAAGAUUAACCACUUCAAUACCGGGCUUUUAUACUCACCUCCAUACCGGGCCUAUUCUGGCACUUCUCUCCUACAUG
Molecule: messenger RNA, 672 nt
Organism: Rana temporaria (common frog)
Lineage: Eukaryota; Metazoa; Chordata; Amphibia; Anura; Ranidae
Product: regulator of cell cycle RGCC-like
Exons: 5
Coding region: 54-374 (106 amino acids)
Biological process (GO): regulation of cell cycle
Cellular component (GO): cytoplasm
Molecular function (GO): protein kinase binding; protein kinase activator activity
Source: RefSeq, a predicted model, not a curated record